This is a messenger RNA of Cladophialophora yegresii CBS 114405, 2838 nucleotides long. RefSeq lists its product as uncharacterized. Bases 1 to 2838 code for a protein of 945 amino acids. The record is from RefSeq and is a predicted model, not a curated record. NCBI's taxonomy places the organism in Eukaryota, Fungi, Ascomycota, Eurotiomycetes, Chaetothyriales, Herpotrichiellaceae. The transcript has 2 exons.
AUGACUCGAGAUGAAGCAGGGCUACCUGAACCGGAUUUCUCUUUGUUUGCCGACGAGCUGCUGGAGCCGAAACUACAAAUCAGCCAGAAGGGCGGUAUACUGCUCGCCGAGAGUAUCCGAGAUCCUCAGUCUGUCAUUGACUGGAACCACAUCCUUCCCGCACGUCAUCGUGUGCGAAAGCUCAAAAUCGAGGAGCCUGUCCUUGUCGGAGACCAUCAGACUGACGUCCUCCGAUUUUAUAGGGAAGUGGCAAGCCACCGGAACGCUGACCAGUUCUUGGAGACAUGUUCAUUGACCACCUCAACCUCCGACCAAGACCUAGAGAAGGAGUGGGACGAUAUCCAAUCUGGCAAUGCCGCGCGAAGAGUCGAAAAGGAGCUCGCAGAUGAGAGGUGCCACACUACAAAAGAAGCACAGAUACACCUUUCGUGCCUGCUGAAGAACCAGGUGACGGAGAAAUCCAAAGAUGAGAUUCUCACCAGCCUUUUUCCUUCAUGCCAGAGACCAAGAGCAAGGUCCGUCACUCCGGUGCUUAUGCAAGAAGAAGACUCCCCAGAACCGUAUGUUCCAUCGAGCCCUGAUCUUGACUUUCCGUUACGAUCCGACGAGCAUGUCGACUUGGAAAAUCUCCUUCUCCAGAUUGAGAGAGACAUGCAAGAGACAGAUCAGAUACACUCAGAUAGGGCAAGUAAUAUUAGUCCUGAGAAACUCGCCGCAAGCAAGCAACUGCUAGAAGCCGCUCGAACGAAACCGGAAGUGAAGGAUACCUACACAGAGACCGUAUUCCCAUCUGGUGCUGGAAGUCGGCAAGCAAGGAAGAGGUCUAACAGCCUUGAGCUCGAUGUCCCGGUUGUUUCAUCUUCCUCUCAUCUCGAGCAAACUAGCGAUGAUACGACGAUAACACCCUCACCCCAUCCCACCGAUCCGUCGCCAUCAUCACAGCUGGAGCAAGGAUUCCAUGCCGAUAACACCAUAGCGCCACCCCCGGCUGACAUUCUGGAUAUGGAUAACCCUCUGCAUCCUUCGUGGACGAAUGGUACGGCCGAAAGCCCGUAUUCUGACUCGCUUGACGGGCUUCUCCCAUGCAGUGGUUUCAAUGCUGUGGAGGAUGAUUUAGAUGACGUUUUGGAUCGGGACCUCCCUGAAGAGUUCUUCAGACUAGCAGAAAGUGCCAGGCAUGAAGUGGAUGCCAUGCUUGAGAAAGACGACACAUGUGCCGCUGAACGCCCUUCGAAGCAUCCUGUUCCCCAACUGGACGACGUCUUGAUCAGCGCCCCAUGGAACCAUCGACAAGACGAGUUCCUUGUCAGAAAACUGGACGAAACACGCCUAAUUCCCACUAACAAAGCUGAUGGACAGCAGGAGGAGCAACUCAACUGGCAGCCGAUUCCUCUUCACCUCAUGAAGCUUGGCCUGGACGACGAGAUCGAGGAUAAUGGCCAGCUACACAAAUGGCUGGAACCUCCGAAGACCGUCACUAAAAGCGAGCAACUGAUCUAUAAAAAGCCCGGUCUUCGUCUCUUGGAUAUGGGGGACGAAAGCGACGAUGAACUACAGGAGGACAGCGAUCUGCUGACUGAGAUGCGCAAGCCGCCUCUGGUGACUAUUCCAGCAAAGAGGCUUGAACAUGGGCUGGACCCGAAGUUCAACUUGGUAGUCAAGAAAACAUGCAUGCCUCGCAUCGAGGAUCUACCGGAUAGACUGCGCCCGAAGAGCAGCUCAGCGACCUCUCUUGGUGGUUUCUCGAUAUCCAGCGCCUUGGACACCUUCCUCGAUCUCCGAGCAGGCAAGUUCAAGAAGGUUGCAGUCCCGCAACGGGCUUCCGGCGCAAAGCUUGAGUUGGCAGAAGAUCCAAUCCAGCAGACGCAAUCAGAGGAGAAUGACUGUGUCGACGCCCUCUUUCAUUCUGCCUCCAAAAUCUUGUCUAUACCGACUUACUCGUCCCCGAGCAGCAUGGGAGUACCGGCGAUUCCCGAUUCAGAUGAUUAUCAGCAUGCCGAGGAGGACCAGCCACAACUCAUGACGCUAGAAUGGUGUAGGGCAGUUGUCCUCGAAACAGGAAGUCUCCAAAAAUACGCCUCGGUUGUGAAUUUCCUGGAAACGCAUGGGGGCGACCGACUCAACAUUGUAUACCGGGAUAUGAGUAGGAUAGGAUGGGAGCCUUGUGUUUCAGCAGCGCUUGACAUGAUCCUGAGUCCGACGACAGCUCUCAUCUUGACCAAUCUGCAAGCACUGGGUCAGAAAAGCUUACCUGGGCAGGCUGCUGCAGGCCAGAAUCUGGUGCGAAGCAGGGUACUCAAGCUUGCACAAGAGUAUCAUCGUGUGCUAGUAGUGAUCACGACUCCGAAGCCAAACCCGGAUGGUGCAUUAAUGCAGGCCCAGGUCGACGCGAUGGCCACUUUUACAGGGUUUUGUGCGAGCAUCUGCAGCGAGGACAGUCAUUGCGUGACUCCAAUAUGGGUGAACCCAGGACCAGAUACACGGACGACCGGUGAAGCGCUCAACAAGAUGGCGUGGAACUUGAUAUGUCGACAUGCAUUCCCGGAAGCUGACCCAUCACUGGGUGCGGAGCAUUUGGUCGAUGGGGCGACCCUGACUAACGAAGAGUCGCCCUGGGAGCAAUUCUUGAGAAGAGCAGGGCUCAACCCAAUGGCUGCUCAGAUCGUGCUGGCAUUGGUGAGAAGGAAAGACAGGCCAGAAGUCAACCUUAGCCAGCAGCUGGGUCUGAGGGACCUUGUUCGAAUGCCGCCUGAGGAGAGGCGAGCCAUGUUCACUCAAAUACUAGGAUCGAGGAUGACUGAGAGGCUCAACUUGGUGCUCGACAGGGAAUGGCGAUGA